Messenger RNA from Prorocentrum cordatum, 233 nucleotides. The record is from the annotation of a GenBank genome assembly. Lineage: Eukaryota; Dinophyceae; Prorocentrales; Prorocentraceae.
GUAUGGCAAGUUCUCGCCUACGCCCAACGCACGGAGGAGCUACUUCGAGGCCAUCGCACUCGAGGCCAUGGUGGGCCAGUUGCCGUGGGCUACAGUGUUUACCCUUCGCAGGCAGAAAAAUCUUCUGAAGUUCGGCGAUUCUCCUUCGGCGGUGUCACCGGUCUGCCGUAUCGCAGGGUUUCGUCCGAAGCAGUGCUACCUGGACGAAGGUGGUCAGCUGCAGUACCUGGCAG